Messenger RNA from Poecilia latipinna (sailfin molly), 2228 nucleotides. RefSeq lists its product as uncharacterized. Gene Ontology annotation, biological process: cell surface receptor signaling pathway. Gene Ontology annotation, cellular component: plasma membrane. Lineage: Eukaryota; Metazoa; Chordata; Actinopteri; Cyprinodontiformes; Poeciliidae. Bases 94 to 1152 code for a protein of 352 amino acids. The record is from RefSeq and is a predicted model, not a curated record. The transcript has 7 exons.
GAAAAGACUGAGCGAGUCGAGAUAUUUUGAGAAGCUCCAGAAGCUGCAGGCUGAGCUGUUCAGCUCUGCUGCAGACAUUAUUUGAAAUUCACCAUGACGACAAUGAUAAUAGUUCUGAUUAUCUUGUCUUCCUCGGUCUGCGUUGAAAUCCUUCAACCGCCUUUCGCCAUCAGCCGCGAAAACGACCCGUCCGUCACGCUGACGUGCGAGCAGGACGACGACCAGCACUACUACAUGUACUGGUACAGACGGAGGAGCUCAGGCGGGCUGCAGCUGGUGGCGCUCUCUCACGGUAAAGACACGUGGGACGUGGAACCUCCUUUCAACAAGUCCAGGUUCGCAAUGCGGCGACCCUCCGUCCUGAACUCCGCCCUGCAGAUCCAGCGCCCUGGGGCGGCGGACUCAGCCGUGUAUUAUUGCGCGUCGAGAAGAGCACAGCGACUCAGAAAGCCUCCGCUGCUCAACAACAACCCGGAGAGAUCACAGGAGGGAGGGAGGGAAAAAGGAAGAUUGGUGGAAGGAAAAACUCCAGCAGAUGCCCAGGAUGCAGUAAAAACAAGAAACGAACAUUUAAUCACUGUGACCAACAGAGAACCUGCUUACUUUGGCCAAGGAACCAAACUCACAGUUUUAGAAAAUGGAAUGAAAGUCACUGAACCACAAACGGUGAAAAUCCUUCCACCUUCACCCCACGAGUGCAGAGACCAGAAGAAGAAGAAAGGGGAGAGGAGGAAGACCCUGGUGUGUGUGGCGUCUGGUUUCUACCCGGAUCAUGUCACCGUGUUCUGGCAGCUCAACGGCCAGAAGAUCACUGAUGGUGUGGCGACCGACGCCGCCGCCAAGAGGAAUGAAAUCACAGGACUGUACUCCAUCACCAGCAGGCUGAGGCUGCAGGCCAAGACCUGGUUCAAUCCUGACAUUGAAUUCAGUUGUUACGUCACAUUCUUUAAUGGAACAGACUACAACAACUACAGCAAACUUAUUAAAUCAAAAGAAAUGGAUAGAGGAAUGACACGAGAAAAAUACCUGACAAUUACCCAGAAUGCCAAACUCUCCUACAGCGCCCUGAUCCUGAAGAGCUGCCUCUACGCCGCCUUGGUCUGCUUUCUGGUCUGGAAGCUUCAGAGUUCACCAAGAAAACAGAAGAAGUGAGCGCUGAACUGACGGCUGAGCAAAGUGACAAUCUUCAGGAGAAACUCUCUCUUUCUGGUUCUGUAAAUAAAAUCUCCAGAACACAAACACACUCUGUGUGUGUUUGUGUUUUAUUUGAUUUGAUCUGAUGUGCUGCAUGAUUCUAUUCUAAACACCGUGAUAGUCUGAAGGUUUUUGGAACAACGGAGAUUGUCGUCAUAUUGUCACCUUCCUAAAGUAAUGAUCCAAGUUUUUGUUUUGUUUUUUUUUUUUUGCCAGAAGUGAUUCCCCCUAACCCUAACCCCCCUCCCCCCAAUAAUCUUUUGGCGAAAAAAACCCACCACCUCUUUUUGACAAAAAAUGACUUGGGCCUUAAUUUUACCACGAUGAUGAUAAAGUGCUCUGUAAAGAUUCCCUGACUUGACUUUAAAAGAGAUGAAAAAUCGUCCAAAUCUACAUAACAUUUACGUAUAUUCUUGUUAAAUUAUAAAAGUGCUUAUGUUUCAUAUCCUUUUUAUUAUUUUUGCAGCUUUCUCAAUAAAGAUGUAUGAACUACAUAUUAGGAUUUGCAUCUCUGUCAUUAUUUUCUGCAUUUUCCACAUUUCUCAGCACUUCUUACAGAUACAAUUUCAGACGUGUUUUCUGUGAAGUCAGAUUCAUUUUUUCCAUCACAAAGUUGAAACAACUCAACUCAGGUUUGAGUCAUAAGAUUUUCCACAUUUUUUUAAAUUUUUUUUCCAUUUUGAAUCUUUUAAAAGGUAAAAAAAAUGCUGUAUUUAAAUUUCAUGGAAUGAUUAACAGCUUUAGCUUUACUUUCAUAGUAGUACUUUUUUCAUCCUCUUUGCAUGAACAAAGAGAGAUGGUUGUCACGGUUUCCAUCCUCUGGAUCUUUGUCAGAGAGAGCGUUCUGCAUGUGAGAACAGGAAGUCAGGGUUCUGAUCGGAGCAGAGAAGCAGGUCAGAGCUGCUGCAGAGCGGCAGGAUGCGGUCGCAUGGCGGCCUGCAGCUCCGCCUCUCUGCUGAGAAACAACUGAGGUGAAACCUUCGACCUUCACCGCAGCAUCCGGCUCUACCGUCGCACCUGCAUCACCCCCCCCC